AUGACAAGAUUCGUCAGUCUCGUCAGUCUGAAUCAUCCCGUUGUUCAUGAGUUCCAUGGUCCAAUUUCCGAUAGCCGCAUGCUAAUCCAAGGCCUUGGGUCUAUAUCUCUCGUUGGUAUCGUUUCACGAUAUUUAGCCCUCAAGAUCAAUGACUUGGUUUUGGCUAAAACCUUCGGGUUCACAUUCUCGACGCCUCCCCGUUGCCUCUUUUGCCAUGAACCCCCAAAAGGAAACCUCAGGCAAAUCAGAAGGCAAAAAAAAAAAGAUGCAGAGAAAAGAAACAAUCUGUGCCGGAUGCAUAAGAUCCAUAUAAUUCUCAUCUGA
This is a messenger RNA of Penicillium vulpinum, 324 nucleotides long. RefSeq lists its product as uncharacterized. NCBI's taxonomy places the organism in Eukaryota, Fungi, Ascomycota, Eurotiomycetes, Eurotiales, Aspergillaceae. The transcript is spliced from 2 exons. The record is from RefSeq and is a predicted model, not a curated record. Bases 1 to 324 code for a protein of 107 amino acids.